AAGUUUCACUUGAGCACCUAUCCUUUGAUUGCAAGUGGCUGCUUUAUUAGCCAUUCCUUGACAAGGUGGGGUAUGCAUUCUCAAACAACUGCUUAAUCCUUGAGAGAGGCCUCUAGGACAAUACCAUGUGAUCUCUCAUGUAGUGAUGUGUAUGUAUGCAUUCCUAUCAUUUUCAAAAAUAUUUAAUCUUAGAAAUAGUUUUCCAGAGAAUCAUAAAAUCUAUAAAUACACUUGCUCUUGCCUUCAAAAACAACACAACUCAUUGGCAAUCUUAAGUGUCAAACACUUAAAAGCACAUUCUUCUUAAACUUGGGAACUUUUCCUUGCUGUUAUUCUUACAUACAUCUUUAAAAAAAUGGGUUUCCGUUUACCUGUUAUUCGAAGGACAUCAUCAUUCUCAGCUAGCCAAGCAGCUUCAAAAUCUGUGGAAGUCCCAAAGGGGCAUCUAGCAGUGUAUGUCGGAGAGAAACAGAAGCGGUUUGUGAUCCCCGUUUCAUACUUGAACCAACCUUCAAUCCAAGACUUGUUGAGCCAAGUUGAGGAAGAGUUUGGAUAUGAUCAUCCUAUGGGAGGUCUAACAAUUCCAUAUCAGUCUUACAUUUUUUCAUCAACACAUACAAAAAUGGGUUUUCGUUUUGCUGGUAUCAGAAGAAAGCUAUCAUUUAAUUCAAACCAAACAUCUUCAAAGGCUUUGGAAGUCCCAAAAGGCUAUCUUGCUGUCUAUGUUGGAGAGAACAUGAAGUGGUUUGUGAUUCCCAUUUCGUAUUUGAACCAGACUUCAUUUCAAGAAUUACUAAGCCAAGCAGAAGAAGAAUUCGGAUAUGAUCAUCCAAUGGGUGGUCUCACUAUUCCAUGCAGUGAGGAAGCCUUCUUGGACCUCACUUCUUGCUUCAACUGACCAUAUGUAAUUCUAAAGGAGACUGACAUAGAUUAGUUGAGAGACAAUUUUGUAGUGAAAGCUAGUAGUUAUCAUCUCACUGAGAUGCCAUAGAUGUAAAUAUCAGAAUUUUUUUUCACAAUUUCAAUGAAUUUAUACACUUCAUCAUUAAAUAUGUAUAGACUCAAUUACUUUGGUGUAUUCUCUUCAAUUAUAUUUAUUCCUUCGUUGUGCUGCUGCUACUGUUUUAUUAAAAGAAGUCUAUUUAUACUCGAAUGCUGCAGAGUUUUACUUUCUAAAGCACAUCAGCACUCCACCAUGUGAAUUAGUGAAAUGAAGGAGAAGCAUAUGGUAAAGUUAACUGGAUUCAAGUUUGAAUUUUGGAUAAUUCAAUGCAUUUUGAAGUGUGGUCUUUUGUUGUAGAUACACUAAGUUAUUUCUCUAGAAUACUAAGAAAGUAGUGCCAUUGAUGAAAUCCAAAUUAUAUCAUUCUCUGCAGCAACUUCUUCUAUUUGAGAGAUGUAGUUCUUGUAAGUCUCUUAAAGUCCCUAACUGUUGUUGUAUAGGACCUUCGAUUCGGUUUGAAGCAAGUGAAAGAAAUGUUAGAUUCUUGAAUUCACCCAACUUAGAACGAAUGGUAGCGCUAAGAGAAUUGAAGGAAACAUCAAGAACUAUGAGUUGAGUAAGACUUGAAAGUGAUCUUGGAAGCUUUCCAUGAAGAUUAUUAUAGGACAGAUCAAGAGUGACAAGUUUCGAAAGAGUACCUAUCUUGGCAGCGAUGAUUCCAGUGAGGCACAUGAGGUAGGUACAGACUGACUAAAUUGGAAAAUGCAGUGAGGUUCAAGUUCUGAAGCUUCAAUAAUGAUGGGGAAGGUUGAAAGGGCAGUAGUGUGCACCCAUUUGUGCACUAAACAGAUUUAUUAGACAACUGAGCAAAUCAUUGAUGUUCUUGAAAUUCUAUUAACAUGAGGACUAAACUUUAUUAGACAACCCUCAAAGCUUCUGCUUCUAUAUAUAUAUAUUAUUUUUAAAACAACGGCAUGGAACUAUGGAAGUGCUUCUUCCUUUAAUUUCCUAAGAGUCCUGGCCUAAACAGAUUUACAAGAGUGGUUUCAAACCACUGUUAAGAAACUGUAACUUAAAUGUUUGAAGGAAAUGAAUCAUCAAAUUUGGCAAAAGUCAAACUUAGAUAGCCUAACAUAUUUUAAGUUUUCAAUAGGAACUUAAUUCUGAUAUUGUUGCAUAAAUAGGAGAUAAUAAAGAUUCAAACAAAAGGCAAAAGGAGGUUUUAACAAUGAGAUGCAAUAACUUUCUCAUUCAUAUAAUUUUUUUACACUUCCAAAGGAAUUAUAAAAGGAAAAAUCAAAAUGGACAAUCUCCAAAGUUAAAAAAAAAGAGCCUUCUGUACAAAAUUUGUCUCAACUAAUCUAUGUCAAUCCCUGUUAGUUGUUUAUUGGCCACCGAACAGAGAACUGAGAUUUAAGAACUCAUCCUCACUGCAUGGAAUUGUGAGACCACCGGUUGGAUGAUCAUAUCCGAAUUCUUCUUCUGCUUGGUUUAGUAAUUCUUGAAAUGAAGUCUGGUUCAAGUAACAUACAGGAAUCACAAACCGCCUCAUCUUAUCUCCCACAUAGACUGCAAGAUAGCCUUUUGGAACAUUAGUCCCUUUUGAUGCAGAAAGUGAUGCCUUUCUAAUACCUGGAAUGCGGAAAG
Messenger RNA from Arachis ipaensis, 2590 nucleotides. Lineage: Eukaryota; Viridiplantae; Streptophyta; Magnoliopsida; Fabales; Fabaceae. The record is from RefSeq and is a predicted model, not a curated record.